UCAAUUGCAAUGGCAAAAAUACAAAAACAAUAAAUCGAAAUUGAUUGUAUAGCUAAUAUAACAUUUUCUCUAGCUUAUCUAAUUGUUAAGUUAUAAUAAUUUGAUCUAGUUUCCUUCAACAAGAUUAUCUAAUUUGCUUACAUAGUAUUUUCCUCUUGUAUAUAUUUUUUAUACACUCAAGUCAUUCAAUAAGAAAAUAUAAUCUUUUCAUAUUUCUUUUAUCAGGAAUUGCAAGGACCUUCACCAUAUUCCAACAAAAGUCCGGUUUCAGUGUUGUUUCUCUGGAUUUGUUUUAGAUUGACAAUCGACACUAACCCAGAAAAGAGAUUCUGAGAGCACUGAGGAACCAAAAAUAUUUCAUGUUUAUCAAAUCCUUAAGCUGAAGCCAGGGCGAUUCUUUAGGAAAAACCAUCAUGGGUUAUGGUAAUUCAAGACCUGUAAGAUUUCAGGAUGAUCUUGAAUUAGCAAAAGCCCCCGUAAUCAUUGGAGAUCGUGUGGUUAAAUUCAAGUAUAAGAUUGAUGGAACACAAAUACCCGAGACAAGUACCAAGAACUCUGAGAAGGAGGUCUCCGGGAAGGCCAGAAAAUUCCUGAAAACAAGAGUGCUAUCAAGAGUGUUCUCUGAGGAUUUUGAGGGAGUGAAGAGAAGGAUAUUGGAUCCUAGAGGACAGACAAUUCGGAGAUGGAAUAAGAUCUUUCUAAUAGCAUGCAUAGUCUCUCUGUUUGUAGAUCCUUUGUUUUUUUACUUGCCAACAGUAAGAAAUCAAGUGUGUAUAGAAAUUGAAGUACCCCUUGAAGUGUUUCUCACAAUCAUCAGAUCACUAUCUGAUGCCUUUUACAUUAUUCAGAUAUACAUUAGAUUCCGUACAGCUUAUGUUGCGCCGUCUUCUCGUGUAUUUGGGAGAGGUGAGCUUGUUAUUGAUUCCUCAAAAAUCGCUUUACGGUACCUCAAAAAGGCCUUUUGGAUUGACUUCACUGCGGCCCUGCCACUUCCUCAGUUGUUGAUAUGGACUGUUAUCCCCAAUCUCAGGGGCUCGACAACCACAAACACGAAAAAUGUCCUUCGCUUCAUUAUCAUAUUUCAGUACCUCCCAAGACUAUUUCUCAUAUUGCCACUCUCACAACAAAUUGUUAAGGCCACUGGCGUUGUGACAGAAACAGCCUGGGCAGGAGCCGCUUAUAAUCUCAUUCUCUACAUGUUGGCAAGCCAUGUUUUAGGAUCUUGUUGGUACCUGCUGUCAAUUGAGCGACAAGAAGCAUGCUGGAGAAGUGUCUGCAAUGCUGAGAAGCCAUCAUGUCAAUACAAAUAUUUUGAUUGCCACAGGGUUGAAGACGCCGGCAGAGAUUCUUGGUUCAGGUCAAACAAUAUCACCAACCUUUGUGAUCCAAACACUAGCUCCUAUCAGUUUGGUAUUUAUGCUGAUGCAGCAACAUUUGAUGUUGCAACAGCUUCAUUCUUCAACAAGCAUUUUUACUGUCUCUGGUGGGGCCUAAAAAACCUGAGCUCUCUAGGACAAAAUCUUGCCACAGGCACUUAUGUUGGAGAAAUAAUUUUUGCAAUCAUUAUUGCAACACUGGGGCUUGUUCUCUUUGCAUUGCUUAUUGGGAAUAUGCAGACUUAUCUCCAGUCCAUAACAGUGAGAUUAGAAGAGUGGAGAAUCAAGAGAACUGAUACAGAACAAUGGAUGCAUCACAGGCAGCUAUCUCCAGAGUUAAAGCAAUCUAUUAGAAAAUAUAAUCAAUAUAAAUGGAUAGCCACUGGAGGAGUUGAUGAAGAAGCUCUUCUCAAAGGUCUUCCAUUAGAUCUCAGGAGGAGCAUCAAAUGUCACCUCUGCCUCGAUCUAAUCCGACAAGUUCCAUUGUUUGAUCAAAUGGAUGAAAGCAUGCUUAAUGCAAUAUGUGAGAGGCUUAAACCUGCCUUAAGCACUGAAGGUACAUUUCUUGUACGUGAAGGUGACCCUGUCAAUGAGAUGCUAUUCAUAAUCCGAGGCCAUCUAGAUUCCUACACCACUAAUGGCGGCCCUUUUUUUAACUCAUGCCGCAUUGGCCCAGGGGACUUCUGUGGCGAGGAAUUGUUGACAUGGGCUUUAGACCCCUGCCCAAGUGUCAUUCUUCCUUCAUCAACUCGAACAGUCAAAUCCAUUUCAGAAGUUGAGGCAUUUGCUUUAAGUUCAGAUGACUUGAAGUUUGUAGCAUCACAAUUUGGGAGACUGCAUGGCAAACAGCUUCAACACAAGUUCAGACUCUACUCACACCAGUGGCAAGCAUGGGCUGCUUGUCUCAUACAAGCAGCUUGGCGCCGGUUUAAAAAGCGCAAGGAAGCAGCUCAACUGAGGGCUAAAGAGAACCAUGCUACUGAACCUGAAUUACCCCAACCUCUAGGAUUAUCAACGCAUGUGGCACAGUUGGCUGCAAGUGCUAGAAGAGACAAUAUGAAUAAGCUUUCUGGGUCUGAUUCUGGGGUUGUUAGUCUAUUGCAAAAGCCUGCAGAACCAGAUUUUUCUGUAGAUGAAGAAUGAGUUGGGUUAAUUAAAUACUGUUAAUUCUAUAAUUAAGCUACAAAGAUGAGGCGUUCUUAACAUUUCUUUAUUAAUUGAUGCAUUU
This is a messenger RNA of Mangifera indica (mango), 2604 nucleotides long. RefSeq names its product protein CNGC15c-like. The coding region runs from base 414 to 2519 and encodes 701 amino acids. Gene Ontology annotation, cellular component: membrane. Gene Ontology annotation, molecular function: monoatomic ion channel activity. Gene Ontology annotation, biological process: transmembrane transport; monoatomic ion transport. The transcript has 7 exons. NCBI's taxonomy places the organism in Eukaryota, Viridiplantae, Streptophyta, Magnoliopsida, Sapindales, Anacardiaceae. The record is from RefSeq and is a predicted model, not a curated record.